CACAAAACAAUUAAUUGAGCUGUCAGAGGCCAGGUGGUCUUUGGAUCCAAAUGAACUAGAAGACCUUUUAAUGAAAACUAGUGAUGGCCAAGAUAUUAAGAAACAGAGCCCCAAACUUCAGAGAAAAACAAGUGCUGAGGAAGAACAGGUGCAACGUCCAGUCCAGGCUAAAGAAAAAGAUGUGGCUCAGCUGCUUUUGUCAUCUCCUAGUCAGUCGAUAGCCGUCAGUGAGCCUGAGUCAUCUGCAGUCAGAGACAAUGACGGCAUGAUGACAGAUGUCCUGCAGCAGAAUGUGGAUAAACUAGUCCUGAUCCAGAAAAGAGCAGAAAUGGCUGAGGAGGAAGCCCAAAGUUAUGAAAAACUGUUGGAUGAUAGCAAUAACAGACUGAAGAAACUUCAGAUGGACAUGGAAACUGAAAGGAUCAACAUGAGACACAAAUCAGAGGAUCUCCAACUGGAAGCACUGAACAUGAAGCAAACCAUCAAUGAUCUUCAGGAGGAAAUCAGAUCUCUUCAGAGAGCCACGUCCUCAUUGCAACAAAACACUUUGUUCCAGAGCACUGAAGUCGAAGGCCUUAAAGAGCAGCUGAAGAUCACCCAAGGUGAACUGCAGAAGAAAGGCUCCAUGGAGCAGGACAAUAUUCUCAAAGUUAACAACUUAGAAGAAGAGGUGGCUUCCAAGCAGACAGUACUAGAUCAGCUCAAGUUGAAAUGCAAUGAGUUGACAGGGAUGAAUGUAUCAUCUGACCGUGACAUUAGAGGUCUUAAGAUCCAAACAGAGUCACUGGAAAAAGAGAGAUCAUUUUCUGAACAAAAAAUCAAAUUGUUAAAGAGUGAGAUAGAGAGCUGGAAACAGCAGCUUCAAGCAGCGAAGGAAGAAACCAAUGUAAACAAGAGGACCGAGCAGGCGUUGCAGCUCAAAUGUCUAAACCUUGAAGCUGCACUUCAGAAAAGUGAAUUAGUUGCAUCUCAGUUGCAGAAAAGGGUAGAUGAGCUAAAACCGAUUCAUUUGGAGAUGGAACAUAAUCUGAAGAACGUAAGAGCUGAUCUCGAUCAGAUGACAAUGGCAAUUAACAGCAAGGAUCAGCAAAUUAACAUCUUCAAGUCUCAAGUGGAGGGCACUAAAUCACAAGUUAGAAUAAUUGAGGAGGAACUAAAUAAGAAAUCUCAGACAUCCCAUGAGCUCCAAUUGAAACUGCAGGAUUACAGCGAGGAGGUGAGGAAAAAGACUGAACUGCAGCAGAAAAUCAACACACUCAAUUCAAAAAUCGCCAAUUUUGAGAAAGAGAUAACAACUCUGAAAUCAGAGCAGAAGGUAGUGUUUGCUGAUAAGAAUUCUGCAAACAUUAAGAUCUGCAUGCAACAUGCUGAAAUUAAUGAUUUGAAUAUAACGCUAAAGAAACGAAAUGCAGAGCUGCAAAAAGAAUCUGAUGAGAGUAAAACAUAUCUCAAUAAAGUCAAGACAUUAGAAGACGAGCUCUUCAAACAUAAGCAGAGUAGUAAAGGGUUAUCAACAAGCAGCCCAGAGAAAAUGUCGGCAAACCUAAAGCAGGAAAUGUGUGUUCUUCAGAACGACAAGAGAGCAGCAGACAGGAACGUAGAGAUCUUGAAUGCUAAAGUAUCAGAACUCAGCUCCUACUUACAAAGAACUAAAGAUGAAUUGUUGAAAGAGACCAGAGAAAGAAAAGUCAAAGAAUCUAAAGUAUUGCAAAUGGAGACUGAGCUUCAUGUAACAAUGAAAGAAUCAAUGUCGAGAUCAAAUCUACAACAUGAAAAUAUGAUGCUUCAGAAAGAGAAGGCUGAGGUGCUGGAGAAAAGCAUCUCAUUGGGAUCUGAAGUCAGAAGGCUGAAAGAACAUCUGCAAGGCAUCCAAAAAGAAGCUGAGCAAAAGCAAAAGCAAAACUCUGUCCUUCAGCUGAGGUCCCAGGAGAUGGAAGAACAACUUGAAAAGUGCAAGAAAAUGCUCGAGGAGUUGAAAAGUAAACUAGAACUCCAUAAAGAGGGCUAUGAGAGGCAGCUGUUGCUCGUGCAGACUGAAGUAGAGAAAAAGCUCAUUUUACUUCAAUCUGAAAUCACGAGUGAACGUGGGAAUUCACAACGGCAGCCACAUAGUGCAGAACUAUUAGAGAUGCUAAACAAGUAUUUCAAACAAGACGUGACAAUGAUGAAAACAGUGCAUCAAACCGAUGUGGAAAGAAAGCAACAAUCUGACCAACAGCUGCAGACAAAAAUGAACAAACUGCAGCAAGUAAAUACAAAGCUUGAACACGACCUCUCAAAGGCAAAAUCACAAAUUACCCAACAUGAGGAAGACGGACUUAGACUCCACUCAAAAGGAAGCGCUUUACAAAGCCUUUGCAAUGAGAAGCAGAUUGAUACUGCUAAGUUGACAGAUAGCAAGUUGAACCUGGCACUGAAGGGAAAUGAAGACAGAGCUCUUCGGGAACAAAUACAGGCGUACGUCGAAGAAGUGAAAAGUCUUCAGGAAAAGCUCAGAGUCCAGAUGAAGACUGAAAACCAGAAGGUAAACAAACAGGAAGUCAUUGAAACCAGCAGUAACUACGUGAAAGAAAACGAGGCUGCUUCGUUGAAGACAGAACAUACAUUGAGGCAGAAGAUGGUGCCCUCCUAUAAAAGUGCACAAUACAUCAUGCAGGAUGAGAUUCUCAAGAUGGAGGUUUCCCCAGAGGUAUGGAUGAAGUUAGUUCAGCAUUACUGCAUUAUACUAUUAUAUUUAUAAUAAAUACAGUAUA
This is a messenger RNA of Pseudoliparis swirei, 2753 nucleotides long. RefSeq names its product myosin heavy chain-like. The record is from RefSeq and is a predicted model, not a curated record. The transcript has a single exon. NCBI's taxonomy places the organism in Eukaryota, Metazoa, Chordata, Actinopteri, Perciformes, Liparidae. Bases 71 to 2740 code for a protein of 889 amino acids.